AUGACUGCGGACUGCACAACCUCAAUGACCAACGACGAACGCAAGCGUGUUUUGAAGGCUGAAAACCGAUGUUAUCGUUGCACCAAGAAAAACCAUCGAGCAAAAGAUUGCAGACGUGCAAAGUGGCUGAAGUGUGCGCAGUGUGCAGGGAGACACGCAAGUGCCAUGUGCGACCCGAACUUCAAGCCUCAGCAUAAGACUACGGUGAAAGAAAUGGCGGACACCGGUGAAACAUCAACUCCGGGAGGAACGACACUCCAGUCAACGCUCAAGAUGACCAACACAGAAAGGAACAGUGGAAAGCGAGUACUUCUGCAGACAGCUCAAGCCUGGGCAGAAGGUGAAAGAGGGCGUUGCCGCAUUAGACUUCUCAUCGACGGCGAAAGCCAGCGGACUUUUAUUCGCCAAACCGUCUCCAAGAAACUUCACCUGAAGGAACUGGGUGGGGAGGACGUGACCAUUUUUACGUUUGGAGAUGGAGCAACGAAAACGAAAUGCAAGCGAGUGGAACUGUGGCUCCGCAGCCAAUACGACAGAAGAUGCGUAAAAAUAGAAGCCCUCGAGGUUUCUCACAUCUGCUCAGAUGUCAUGAACAACCCCUCCGAGGAACUACGGGGGCUGCCUGACGGAAUGAACCUCGCGGACGUGGAGCUCUGGGACAAUCCAUGCGAGGAGGGAAUCAGCCUUCUCAUCGGAGCCGAUCACUUCUGGGACAUUGUAAACGGCGGUGUCAAGCGCUUGGAUGGAAAGCUGAUGGCAGUCGACACCACCCUCGGGAGGACACUUCAGGGUCCCCUUACCUCUACUUCUGCGACAAUCUACUCGUCAACAACUGGAGUGAUGAGGGUGACUGUGUCCGAAACAAACAAUGCGGAAAGUUCGGCUCAGCUCGGAUCAUUCUGGGAACUUGAGCACAUCGGAAUAGCUAACAACGUGACGAAGACUUGA
Molecule: messenger RNA, 948 nt
Organism: Ixodes scapularis (black-legged tick)
Lineage: Eukaryota; Metazoa; Arthropoda; Arachnida; Ixodida; Ixodidae
Exons: 1
Coding region: 1-948 (315 amino acids)
Molecular function (GO): nucleic acid binding; zinc ion binding
Source: RefSeq, a predicted model, not a curated record